Molecule: messenger RNA, 1011 nt
Organism: Colletotrichum abscissum
Lineage: Eukaryota; Fungi; Ascomycota; Sordariomycetes; Glomerellales; Glomerellaceae
Product: thymidylate synthase
Exons: 2
Coding region: 1-1011 (336 amino acids)
Biological process (GO): dTMP biosynthetic process
Cellular component (GO): mitochondrion; cytosol
Molecular function (GO): thymidylate synthase activity
Source: RefSeq, a predicted model, not a curated record
AUGGCACCAGCAGCUGUCGAAUCCACAAACAUGUCUGUUCCCGAGAACCCUACGAAGCAGAAUGGCGCUUCCUCUGCCAAGCGCCACGAGGAAUACCAGUACCUCGAUCUCGUUCGCGAGAUCCUCGAGGAGGGCGAGCACCGUCCGGACAGAACUGGCACCGGCACCUACUCAAUCUUCGCCCCGACUCCUCUUAAGUUCUCCCUCAACAAGAACGGCGAGCCCCUCCUGCCCCUCCUCACAACCAAGCGUGUCUUCCUCCGCGCAGUCAUUGCCGAACUCCUGUGGUUCGUCGAGGGCAACACAUCAUCGCUCGCCCUGAGCGAAGCCGGCGUCAAGAUCUGGGACGGAAACGGAUCGCGCGAGUUCCUGGACAGCGUCGGCCUCUCCCACCGCGAAGUCGGCGACCUCGGCCCCGUGUACGGCUUUCAAUGGCGCCACUUUGGCGCCGAGUACGUCGACUCCAAGACGGAUUACACGGGCCAGGGCGUUGACCAACUGGCCGAGGUCAUCCACAAGCUCAAGACGAACCCCUACGACCGCCGCAUCCUCCUUAGCGCCUGGAACCCAGCGGAUCUGAAGAAGAUGGCGCUCCCGCCGUGCCACAUGUUUGCGCAGUUUUACGUCUCGUACCCGCGAGCCCGCGGCGCCACGCCCGCAAACGAGGAGAAGCCAAAGGGCCACCUCCAUUGCCAGUUGUACCAGCGGUCUUGCGACAUGGGACUCGGCGUGCCCUUCAACAUUGCCAGCUACGCGCUCCUGACGCACAUGAUUGCGCGGGCGUGCGACCUGGUACCGGGAAGCCUCACGCACGUCAUGGGCGACGCGCACGUCUACGCGGACCACGUGGACGCGCUCAAGGUGCAGCUGGAGCGGGAGCCAAGAGACUUCCCGCUGCUGGAGAUCAGCAACAGGGAGCCGGGGUGCAGCAUUGACGGGUGGAAGGUUGAGGACUUUGUGGUCAAGGGGUAUGAGCCGCAUAAGACGAUUGCCAUGAAGAUGUCUGUGUGA